Molecule: messenger RNA, 1425 nt
Organism: Ilex paraguariensis (yerba mate)
Lineage: Eukaryota; Viridiplantae; Streptophyta; Magnoliopsida; Aquifoliales; Aquifoliaceae
Source: the annotation of a GenBank genome assembly
AUGGCUUUUGCUAUAGAUUGUGUUCAGCAAGUUCUAUUCAACAGUUUAUUGCUGAUUUUUGGGGAUUGCCGUACACUGUUGAUGCAACCUUUCUGUGUUCAGGUGGAGAGGCUUGAGAAAGACAAUAAAAGAAGGCGAAGUAUCAUAGUCAUCAGGUUUUAUUUUCAGCAUGGAAAUUCUCGUUUAAAUCGAGCUAGAAAGCUCCUUCUUGAACGAAGCAAAUGGUAUAUUAGUCGCCUUAUGAGCAUUACCCCUCAACUUAGAGAAUUUCACGCAUUAACAGCGAUAAAGGAUAUUCCUCUACUUCCUAUUAUCUUAAACCCUGUCUAUCAUUGCUUAAACAAAUAUGGAAAAGAAGAUCUCAGUAAGCUGACUCAGCCCUUGCAGCGAAUUCUUGAGUCUUCAUACAAUGACAGCCAACUUCAUGCUAUCAGUGCAGCCAUUGGACUACGGGAUACAAGAAAAGAUUUUGAAUUAUCUCUUAUACAGGGUCCUCCAGGUACUGGGAAGACUAGAACUAUUGUGGCUAUCGUGAGCGGUUUGCUUGCCUUGUCUCGCAUGAAGAAGAGUCCACUAAAUGGUGCUAUAAGACCUAGCACUACUUUGUGUACUAAUUCAAGAGUGAAGAUUUGUCAAUCUGCUGCAGUUGCAAGGGCCUGGCAGGAUGCAGCCUUGGCUAGACAAUUAAAUGAGGAUGCAGAAAAAAACUGCAAAACUAUGGCUGGUUGCACAAGGGGAAGGAUCCUCAUUUGUGCACAAUCCAAUGCUGCAGUUGAUGAGUUGGUGUCAAGAAUAUCCAGUGAAGGCCUAUAUGGAAGUGAUGGACUGAUGAACAAGCCCUAUCUUGUUAGGGUUGGUAAUGCAAAGACAGUUCAUCCGAAUUCCAUUCCCUUCUUUAUUGACACACUUGUUGAUCAGCGUUUGGCCGAGGUGAGAAUGAAUGCAAGUGACACAAAAAAUGAUUUGAGUUUGGAUUCCUCAGCAAUUCUCCGUUCUAAUCUGGAGAAGUUAGUGGACCGUAUCAGAUUUUAUGAAGCCAAGCGUGCCAACGUAAGGGAUGAAAAUUCUGACUCGAAGAAUUUGCUGGAAGGAGAGGCUUCUAAAGGGGAGGAUGGGAAGGAAAUGUCUGAUGGAGAAGUAGAGUCAAAGUUAAGAAAAUUAUAUGAUGAAAAAAAAGCAAUUUAUGUAGAUCUUGGCACUGCUCAGGCACGAGAGAAGAAAACUGAGGAAGAAAGUAAAGCUCUUAAGCAUAAAUUGCGGAAAUCCAUACUGAAGGAAGCUGAAAUUGUGGUCACUACAUUGAGUGGCUGUGGUGGAGACCUGUAUGGAGUAUGCUCUCAAUCUAUUUCAAAUCACAAGUUUGGCAAUGCAUCUGAGGAUACAUUGUUUGAUGCUGUUGUGAUCGAUGAAGCUGCUCAAGUAUAA